AUGGUGUCCGCCGACGGCCGCUGUUGCCAGACGUUUGGGGCCCGUGGUUCUGAGCCGACGUUUCUCAACGAUGCUUUUCUCUUCAUCGAGAAGGGGCACAUGGACGGCGCCUGUGUGACGGCCCAUGGCACGACGGCCUCCUUUGUUCAGCCCACCGUCUUGACCGACGUCAUGUCUGACAUGCGCAUCGCAUUGGAAGAGACAUUCGGUCCUGUGGCCGGUGUCUUUCGGUUCAUGACCGAGGCCGAGGUGCUCGAUCUCGCAAAUGGCACGGAGUUUGGCCAGGCCGCAUACGUCUUCAGCCGAGACGUGCAUCGGGCGAGGCGGGUGGCUCGGCCGCUGGACGCUGGUAUAGCUGGCCUCAACACGCGCGUCAUCAGCGAUGCGGCGGCGCUAUUCGGCGGUGUCAAGUCAAGCGGGUUUGGUCAGGAGGGCAGCAAAUACGGCAUUGAGGAGUACAUGAUGGUCAAGACCAUCAUACUGGGUGCCAAGAGGGUGCAGCGUCGUUUGUAG
Sporothrix brasiliensis 5110 is the source of this 513-nucleotide messenger RNA. RefSeq lists its product as uncharacterized. The transcript is spliced from 2 exons. The coding region runs from base 1 to 513 and encodes 170 amino acids. Gene Ontology annotation, molecular function: succinate-semialdehyde dehydrogenase (NAD+) activity. The record is from RefSeq and is a predicted model, not a curated record. NCBI's taxonomy places the organism in Eukaryota, Fungi, Ascomycota, Sordariomycetes, Ophiostomatales, Ophiostomataceae.